Enhydra lutris kenyoni (northern sea otter) is the source of this 1540-nucleotide messenger RNA. RefSeq names its product bone morphogenetic protein 3. NCBI's taxonomy places the organism in Eukaryota, Metazoa, Chordata, Mammalia, Carnivora, Mustelidae. Gene Ontology annotation, biological process: BMP signaling pathway; SMAD protein signal transduction; osteoblast differentiation. Gene Ontology annotation, cellular component: extracellular region. The transcript has 3 exons. The record is from RefSeq and is a predicted model, not a curated record. The coding region runs from base 1 to 1425 and encodes 474 amino acids. Gene Ontology annotation, molecular function: growth factor activity; cytokine activity.
AUGGCCGGGGCGCGCGGGCUGCUCUGCCUGUGGCUCGGCUGCUUCUGCGCCGGCCUGGCGCGCGGGGACCGGCUGAGGCAGAGCGUCCCGGAGCCCCGCGGCGCUGCGACCAGCGACCGCGCGGCAGGUGCCGGCCCGGGCCCCGCGCUGCGGCCGCACGACCGGGUGUCCGUGCACAUGCUGCGACUCUACGACCGGUACAGCGGCGGCGGCACGGCCGAGGCGGAGCGCACCCCCGGGUCCUCGGAGCGGGGCUCGCGGCCCCCGCGCCCCCGGCCCCUGCGCGAAGGCAACACGGUGCGCAGCUUCCGAGCCGGAGCAGCCGGAACCCUUGGAAGCAAGGGACUGCACAUUUUUAACCUGACUUCUCUAACCAAGUCUGAAAACGUUUUAUCUGCCACCCUGCACUUCUAUGCCGGGGAGCUAAUAAACGUGACCUUGAGCUGUCCCGUGUCCCGAGGAUGCGCACAGCAGGCCCAGGGGAAACACUUGCAGGUUGAUCUCUCUGCGUGGAUCCUUAAAUCCGACAGAAACCAAAGUCAGCUCCUGGGUCAUCUUUCAGUAGACGUCGCCAAAUCUCGAGAUUUGGGCUCCUGGCUGUCUAAAGACAUCACUCAAGUCCUGAGGAAGGCCAAGGACAAUGAGGAGUUCCUCAUAGGAUUUAACCUUACCUCCAAAGGACACCCACUGCCAAAGAAGAUGUCGCCCUUCCCUGAGCCUUACAUCUUGGUGUAUGCAAACGAUGUCGCCAUUUCUGAGCCAGAGAGUGUGGUCUCAAGCUUACAAGGACGCCGUAAUUUCCCCACCAGAGCCCUGCCUCCGCUGGAUAGCCAUAUCAGGGCUGCCCUUUCCAUGGAACGGAGGAAGAAGCGCUCGGCUGGGGUCCUGCUUCCUCUGCAGAACAAUGAGCUUCCUGGGGCCGAGUACCAGUACAGGGAGGAUGGGGUAUGGGAGGAGAGAAAACCUUACAAGACCCUUCAGACUCAGGCCCCAGAGAAGACUAAAAACAAGAAGAAACAGAGAAAGGGACCUCACCAGAAGAGCCAGACGCUCCAGUUUGAUGAGCAGACCCUGAAGAAGGCCAGAAGGAAGCAAUGGAUCGAGCCUCGGAAUUGUGCCCGGCGGUACCUGAAGGUGGACUUUGCGGACAUCGGCUGGAGCGAGUGGAUCAUCUCCCCCAAGUCCUUUGAUGCCUAUUACUGCUCCGGAGCCUGCCAGUUCCCCAUGCCCAAGUCUUUGAAGCCAUCAAAUCACGCCACCAUCCAGAGCAUAGUGCGAGCGGUGGGGGUCGUGCCCGGAAUUCCCGAGCCUUGCUGUGUGCCUGAGAAGAUGUCCUCGCUCAGCAUCUUAUUCUUUGAUGAAAAUAAGAACGUGGUACUGAAAGUGUAUCCUAACAUGACGGUAGAGUCUUGUGCUUGCAGAUAACCUGGCAGAGAACGCGUACGAAUGCUUAAUUCUAUCAGUACUUUAUUUAAUGGACUCCCCCCUCCUUUUUUUUUUUUUUUGCACUGCCAAUGCAUUUCACCCCAAAAGAUCUUUU